Fonsecaea multimorphosa CBS 102226 is the source of this 660-nucleotide messenger RNA. RefSeq lists its product as uncharacterized. The transcript is spliced from 2 exons. Bases 1 to 660 code for a protein of 219 amino acids. Lineage: Eukaryota; Fungi; Ascomycota; Eurotiomycetes; Chaetothyriales; Herpotrichiellaceae. The record is from RefSeq and is a predicted model, not a curated record.
AUGGAUACCUUCAAACACGAUCACAUCGUCCAAUUCUUCGAGAACCGCGUGACGCGUUUCGUGCAGCGGGCACGCCACCAUAAAGACGCCUCUGUUGCCUUUUUUGCUUCAUUCCUUGUGCCCCUUGAGGACCUUGCAGAAACCAGCUCUAUCGAGUAUGCGUCCGGGGGCGGCGAGGGCCAGACUGAGCGCCGUCCCGACUUCACUUUCUCAAGCCACAAGAAGUCUACAUACGCAAUUCUGGUGGGGGAAGCGGUGGCAGGGCCGGCCACACUAGCUCAAGAACUCCUCGCGCGAGAAUACAUCGAGUCCACUAAGGGUGGCAUACGAACUGUCAUCGGCAUCGAUCGCGAUCAUCCGGCGGGGACGGGGGCACGUCUGUCGGUCUGGAGAGCCAAAUUUGGCGAAGACCGGAAGUUCCAGGGUGUCGCUGACGCCGACAGCGUGGAAAUCCGAAGCAAGUACGGCAUCAAAAACCCCAAGAAGGUUCCCGUGGGGCUCUCCCUGUCUCUUGAAGACUUGGCCGUUACCGGGCCAGUGAGCAGGGAUGCAGCAGUGGUUCGAUCUGCGACUAUGAAGAUUGGUGUGAAUGACCUGUUUAGGAUGUUGCAAAUGGCUGAGCGGCAUGAGAAGGCAAAGAAAGCCCAUAAGGCGAAAUGA